Messenger RNA from Linum tenue, 69 nucleotides. The record is from the annotation of a GenBank genome assembly. Lineage: Eukaryota; Viridiplantae; Streptophyta; Magnoliopsida; Malpighiales; Linaceae.
AUGCCCCUAUCGUCUAAAGGUUCAGGAUAUCUCUCUUUCAAUGAGGUAGCAGAGACUCGACUUUCCUAG